AUGUCUCAGGCAGACAGCAGAGUGCAUGAUGUGCUCAUGAAGCCGGAACCGAUUGAAUGGGAGCCAUCACGCACCGCUCCUCUCGACUACCCGACGCCUUCGGUCAGGCGAGGGGUUACACGAUUUCAUGAACAGAUACAAAGGACUCGGUUGAUGGAAGGGAAAGAACCGCUGGACGGCCUGCCCGAUGUCCGAGAGCCCGAGACCGGGGUUCGGCCAGUUACCGUGGUCCAACGCCGAUGUAUCCAAGGGAUGCCGCCGCCCCUUCGUUGGUCCGAAGAGAAGCACAUGGUCGCUGGAGAUGUCUUGGUCACCGUAGAGCACUGUGCGGCAUGCUCACGGCACCGCAUGUCUCUUCAUCACAACGCCGACGCCUACAUCCGACGGGCCGCAGCCAUGAAGACCUCCGCGGAGCAGGCCCUGAUUGGCGCUGGCCGACACCCAACCGCGGGGGGACAAGGUCGUGGUCCGGGUGCAGGGGCGCAAUCCAUGCGAUUAUCACAAACGACGUCCGUGGUUACUAAGCCUACGACGGAGGCGUCCGCGAGCGGUGGGGUUGGGCGAGUCGGAGCUUUCGAGGUUCAGGUUACGGCAUGUCUGCUCUCGAGACAAGCACCGCACGCUGUGUCAGCGGUACCUCGGAGCGGCCAAGUCCGCCAGACAUCCCCGGACGUGAUCGCCGGUGCGGGUCACAUCCGAUCGGCGACAGUUUCGUCGAAGCUGGCUUCGGGGAAGUGGCCGCACCCCGAACGCGUUGCUAGAAAAAUCGUCCAAACCCUUCAACAAUGGGGUGCACUAGUACCACAACAGCAAGAACAACAACGAGCGCCCGUACCACGCUGCUCAAGCAUGAGCGGGACUGACCACCCGAGCAACGCAAGCGGUGGCAACAACCGCUUAGGUAACGGGGAGAGUCAUGCAUCGGCGACUGGGCACGUGGCACAGGAGCCGGACACCCAGGAGCCUAACGAAGGCGAAGAGACCCGUGCUUCCUCGGGUGAAAAUGGAGCGUUAACAAGAGUCGUCGCCUCGACAGAAAGGGUACAAGACAAGCGACAUGGCAAUGGAGCCGAGCUUUCAUCAUCGGACGGGGGAGAAAUGAAAGGAGGAGCCGGAGAGCUUGGUGCCAGCGAUGGUUGGUCUGAGGGCGGUAUCGCUGGAGCCGGCCGCCGGAUGCUAGAGAACCCUGACGCGACGACUAAUAGGGUUUUGUCGCAGGCACAAGGUGUUAGGAACAGCACGAGUGAGGGUUCGGCGAGCGGAAUAGGAAGUACUGCAAGGCCCCAUGGUGGUGAUACUGCGACCUCGACAGUUGCACCAACGCUGGAGGCGUUCGACUUGAUUGUAGAGGACGCUUGCGCUGAGGGAGUGGAGUUUGCAGCAGAGGGUAACACCGCCGACCCGUGCUUGCUCCUGCGGGUGGGCAAGCGGAAGGGCAGGAAGAGCAAGCCCGUUGCCGAUGUUCCCGGAGGGCCGGGGGGGCAGUGCCGCUGGCCGUCGCAAACAUGCCUUGUAACAAGUCUCAGGGAGGAGAAUAUUCGUUCUUCGGGCUUGGAGGUUGAAAUAUGGGACGACCUUGGGUGGGUCAUCGCCAAGGGUAACGUAACCCCCGAGGAGAUAGGCGAUGCUCUUGGCGUGGCGCUAGCGGCCGCUCGAGCUGCGCCUGCGACUGCUGUUUCAGGCACGGAAGGGUCUGUACCUCCGCCGCCGCCGCUGCCGACUGUCACAUGCGAUCUCAAGAGCGAUCGCGGCCCCGUGAACACCAGCAACGGCCGUGUGACGUUCGGGAUACGGCUUCUCAGACCCGAGACCGCCUCUUUUGCCAGCAGGUAUGGCGAACGCGCAACCGAUGGUGCCGCUAGCUACAACGCAGAGGCGGGUGAUGACACAAAAGAGCGAUUGUCACAAACGGUACAGAACAUGAAGAACGGCGAAGUGUUACGUCGUGUUGAUACAACGACCCCUGUGCAGGGAGACACGGCUGAGGCGCAGCACGCUUCAAACGCCACGAACUCUUCUGGAACGAAAGCCGUUCGCGGCGACGCAGGAAGGGUUUUCGACGAGAUCAACGACCUCUUGGGGCUCACGUCGAACGGCAGCGCCAGUGGGAGCGGGAUAUCUACGUCGUGCUCUGCCGCGUCACCCACGGGCGGCGGUACCGGUAGCUCCGGUGACUUCUCUUUCGUGCUCGGUGGUGGCUUACUUGGCAGUGAACACCACACUAGUGUAGACGAUCUAGUGGGCGAAUCCUGGAGCUCAGUAGAGGAAGGGCCCCUUGCCACUUCAGCCCAAAGCAGACGGGAGAGCGGCGGGGGCUUGGUCGGACGUGCACGGAAGCUAACCCCCUCGCCUGCAAUCUCGAUAUCUGAUAACGGAGGGGCACCCGUGGACAGGAACGGGGUCGGUGGGGGGGUCAACCGGCCCGUCCCUCCGUUGACCCUAGCCGCAAAUGAAGGCGGUACCGCAGACUCCUCCAACCCUUCCGAUGGUGUCGACGCGGACGAUUACAGCGACGACGACUUCGACUGCGAUGGCGCCAGCGGAGGCACGGAGGGACCGCUCGACGUCCGGAGCCUUUUCAGCUGCAGCAGCGCGUCUUCUUCUGCCUCGCUAUCUCUGGAGAAAGAAGAACAUGGUUUGACUUCCGCUGAGGCGAGGGGGGCUCCGCAGCAUGAGCGAGAGGAGAUAGCCGUCCGCGCCGCCGCGCGGAUACUACGGCGACGCCUUCGACGAGCCGCAGAAAGAUGCGGCGGCGGCAAUCUUUGUGCAAAGGCAGCGCUGUUGUUCAACAGACUAGAUGAGGAUCAAAACGGGCAACUUGCGGUGGAAGAACUAGAGAAAGCUCUCGCGCCCACGACGGGAAAACGCGCUGAACGAACGGAAAGCCCUGUGUUGCCGCCAUCGCGGGUGAUGGCUGCGCUCGUCGCUGGCAUGGACCGGGUCGGGAAGCAGUCGGCGAACCUUAAAGAGUUUCAGGCGUAUGUCCUAGACCUACCCGGUAGCGGCGAGAACACGGCAACGGACGCGCCCACCAGCCCCGAACUGUCCAGAGGCAACGUCGACAUGGCUGCUCUGUGGCUUCGACUGAGGCGUGCCGCAAUCGAGUCCAGCAGUCGGCAUGAUUGCAACGAAGAUAGAGUCCAGAGGCCGAUCCCGGAGUCAGCCGCGGGUACGAACGGUUGCGGCGGUGAGGGUGGAGCGGAAGAUCAGGAAGUGAUGCCGGGGGAGCGGGAAUCGUGGAGCGCUUUGACGUGGGAGGGGCCUGUUGACGUGUCGAGCUUAGGAAGGGAGCGUUUCGAAGAGUGUGAUACGGAGGGUUCCGGCAGCGUACGUUGUCACACAUUCCGUGAGGUUCUUAGCGGUCCUGGGGUGCAAAUAGAGCCGCCAUUGAGCGAAGCCGAAAUGGAAUCUCUCUGCAGGCACUUCGAUUCCAACUUCAAAUCCAACAGGUUGCCGGUGGGGAGAGAUUGGUGCGGCGAAGCGGCCAGUAACCCCGCGGGCCGCGAGGAGGAGAACGAGGAAACCAGGGCGGCGGGGUGGCCCACCAAUGCCGAUGCCCCGGUCUCGUACCGCGCACUCUUGGCUUGGAUCGAUCCGAUAGACGUCGGUCGUGUCGCCAAAAGAGUAUCGCGUUUUUUGCGGGCGGUGGGUAAUCCAGGCUCGAAGAUUGGUGGUCCUGUAGCGGAGCAGGGCGGUCGAGAUCAAGGCACGAUCGUGCGGGCGCUGGCAGUCACGGGGUCCGAAGUUGGGGGUGCCAAGUCUGGGGGUGCAAGAAACAAAGUGGGUGCAGCCGCAGAUAUGCCAAAGGCAGUAGAGGUGACGGGCGUUGGCCUGGGAGGUGGUACCGGUGCUACUCGUGCUGCUGCUUCCGACGCUCACGGUGGUGGGGACGAUGCAGAUGACGAUGGUGUGGAUGGCGGAGUGGACGUUUCUGGUGGCGGUGGUCACAAUGGCGGUGGGGUGGAAACGGUAGAGAGGAGGGCGAUCGUGAAGCUGUUCCGGGCCGUGGACGUGGACGCCUCCGGUCACAUUUCCCAGGAAGAGCUCCUAAAAGCGGUGAACGGCCUCGGCUUGCCAGUAUCUGUGGCUGAGGCCCGCCUGCUCGUUACUGAGUACGGCGGGGUCGCCGGAGGUGGACGUGCUGAUGGGAGCGGAGGGAAAGGAACCGGCGAGGGGCAGCUGUCGCUCGACGAUUUCGACUGCAUGGUUAGGUGGCAAAGCCGUGCGUACUGA
Ectocarpus siliculosus is the source of this 4233-nucleotide messenger RNA. NCBI's taxonomy places the organism in Eukaryota, Phaeophyceae, Ectocarpales, Ectocarpaceae. The record is from the annotation of a GenBank genome assembly.